Panicum hallii is the source of this 948-nucleotide messenger RNA. Its product is annotated as calcyclin-binding protein-like. The coding region runs from base 127 to 768 and encodes 213 amino acids. NCBI's taxonomy places the organism in Eukaryota, Viridiplantae, Streptophyta, Magnoliopsida, Poales, Poaceae. Gene Ontology annotation, molecular function: S100 protein binding; tubulin binding; ubiquitin protein ligase binding. The record is from RefSeq and is a predicted model, not a curated record. The transcript has 5 exons.
UUCCAAAACCCGCACGAGCCCUUCAUAAGCCGGCGGCAGAAACGAGCAGCCGCCUACACCACCUGCCCACCGAAAAGACGAGAGGCUGCGAGAACGAGCGCCGUGAAGAACCGAGAGCCCCCGGAGAUGUCGGCGGAGGAGCUGCGGCUGGAGCUGGACGAGCUGAGGCACCUCGAGGGCCUCGCCAAGCGCCCCCGCGUCCAGUCGCUCCUCGCCAACGAGAUCCGCAACGUUGAAGCCAAGUUGGCGAAGGCAACUGCACCAGCGCCCGAGCCGCAGGCGGCGCCUGCGCCUGCACGUCCUGGUUUGAACUACGUCACGUUGGGGUCGUUCAGCUGGGAUCAGGACAAUGAGAAGAUCAGGAUUUAUAUUUUCCUGGAGGGGGUUGAGCAAGAGAAGGUGGAGACUAUUUUUAAGCCAAUGUCAGUGGAUAUAAAGUUUCACGAUGUUAACGGCAAGAAUUAUCGGUGUGCCAUACCAAAGUUGAACAAGGAAAUUGUUCCUGAGAAAUGUAAGGUUGUGGUGAAGCCUACAAAGGUUGUUGUUACCCUCUGCAAAGCUUCUAAAGGCAACUGGCUAGACCUGCACUUCAAGGAAGACAAGUUCAAGCCAAGCAUGGACAAGGAGAAGGAUCCGAUGUCUGGAAUCAUGGACUUAAUGAAGAACAUGUACGAGGAAGGCGACGAGGAUAUGAAGCGCACAAUAGCCAAAGCUUGGUCCGACGCCAGAUCUGGGAAAACGACUGAUUCAUUGAGUGGAUUGCGUUGAGAUGGUAUACGCGGUUGAUGGAGACUGCGCUAGCCCCUGCAGUGUGUUUUGAUGGUUGAAACAGCGAUUACAGUGUGUUGUAGGUGCUAUUGCUGGAUUGUCAUAUUUCUGAAGGUUGACAACUUGACAUGCCAGAUAUAUUUAAGUAUCUCCUUUUGAACGAGGAAAAGUUGUGUGAAA